UGUGUUUGGUUUAGGUGGGACUUAUAGGGACUUUUUUAAGUCCCUAAACCAAUAAGUCCCUGGAAACAAACACCCUCUACAUGACCUGCAAGAUCGUCGAGGUACGUGCGUCAACCACCGAACCAGCUCAAGUGGUCAAUGGGUUUGCUGACGAACGAGGUAUCCGCGGCGGUGAAGGGGCUCCUGUGCCGGAGUGGGCCAACGGCAAGCUCGCGGCGGAGUGCUCGUGGCCAGACACCAUGCAGUGCCAGAUGCCCUCGUCCAGCUCCCUGCACUUCACCAACACCCACGACGGCUGCAAGUUCAGCUACACCACUGAAGUGACGACGAAUGAGUCAAGGGUGGCAGUGCCCGGGAUCCACUUCCACUUCAUUUCGGCCGGUGGGAGCGGUGGCUAGGGUUUGUCAGCCGUGUGGGGGCGUGGGGGAGGGGGACAGAGCGAGAAGAAUACAGGGGAAGUGGACUCGAUGGCCCGUGGAGGUAGAGCUCCGUGUGGCAUUGAAGAAAGAGGCAAACAUGUUCGAAAAAUAUCAAGGCGGUGCAAGGGACAUAAAGAGGAGCACCACAAGGAAAAUGAAGAUUGAUGGGAGGGACACUCUAGGGUGACAUGAUGAUAGGUUGAGAGGCGUGGACACAUCUAGCUAGCGAGAAGGACGUUUGCCAAAAUUUUAGUUUAUAUUGUUAUAUUUAGGCAUUAAAUAAUAGUUUAGACUAAUUUUUAUUAAAACAUGAAAUGUUAUGUGGCCACUAUUGUGAUCAAAAAAUUGAUUUAGGUAUCACAUAUUGAAGAAAUUCCUAA
Hordeum vulgare subsp. vulgare (domesticated barley) is the source of this 799-nucleotide messenger RNA. RefSeq lists its product as uncharacterized. Bases 81 to 398 code for a protein of 105 amino acids. NCBI's taxonomy places the organism in Eukaryota, Viridiplantae, Streptophyta, Magnoliopsida, Poales, Poaceae. Gene Ontology annotation, molecular function: hydrolase activity, acting on ester bonds. The transcript is spliced from 3 exons. The record is from RefSeq and is a predicted model, not a curated record.